Molecule: messenger RNA, 2096 nt
Organism: Odocoileus virginianus texanus
Lineage: Eukaryota; Metazoa; Chordata; Mammalia; Artiodactyla; Cervidae
Gene: CASP7
Product: caspase 7
Biological process (GO): execution phase of apoptosis; apoptotic process; positive regulation of neuron apoptotic process
Cellular component (GO): cytoplasm
Source: RefSeq, a predicted model, not a curated record
AGAUUUUAUGGAGCAUAUUGAAGUCUCAGGCCCAGAGGAGAGCAAAGAGGAGAUUCCCGUUCUUGCCUGACGUCACAUCCUGAAGAUUCGCUCCUUUCUCUCAAGGCGUUGACAGUUUCAUAGCAAAUGUCUCUGGUGUGAAGAAAACUGUAAUUUCUCCUAAGCUAUUUACACCUCAGCGCGCCUGUGUUCAUUAGCCGGUCGCGUGAGAAGUCCUGGAGAGCAAGGCCCUGGAGGCCUCCGCUGGAGUCUCCAGGUUGAAGAAAGACAAAUGUGGGGGCACGCGUGGGUGAGGGAAGUGGUAUUGGGUCUACUACAAUGUCGCUCCCGUGUUAGACUAACUUACGGCCACACACCCGGUGGCUGGGCUUCCCAGUUGGCAUUAGUGGUAAAGAACAUGGCUACCAAUGCAGAAGACAAAAGACACGAGGGUUAGAUCCCUGGGUCGGGAAGAUCCCCACCUAGAGGAGCAAAUGGGAACCCGAACCAGGAUCUUUGCCUGCAGAAUACCAGAGGAGGAGCCUGGCGGGUUAUAUAUAGUUCAUGGGGUCGCAAAGAUUCGGACACAACCGUGCGACUCCGCAGGCACGCACGCACCCAGUGGCUGACACGUGGUGGAGCUCAAUAGACAGUCCAUGAAUGAUUCUGGAGCUCCAUCCAAGCCUGCAGGAGGUGUUAGGCUGUGGGAACGCGCCCUGCAGAAAGGCGCGCCGCGGAGUGUAACCAAGUUCUGGGAGCUGGAGACCACGGCGGCUCCCACCGCCCGCCCUCGGUAAACUCGUGCAGAUGGCAGAUGAUCAAGGCCAUAUUGUGGAGCAGGGACCUGAGGAUCCCGAAAACAAUGAUACAGUUGAUGCAAAGCCAGACCGGUCCUCUUUUGUCUCAUCGAUCUUCAGUAAGAAGAAGAAAAUUGACUCAGGGAAAUCAGUCAACACCCCCCGGGACCGAGUGCCUUCAUAUCAGUAUAACAUGAAUUUUGAGAAGGUGGGCAAAUGCAUCAUCAUAAACAACAAGAACUUCGACAGAAUAACAGGAAUGGGUGUCCGCAAUGGCACAGACAAAGAUGCAGAGGCUCUUUUCAAGUGCUUCCGGAGUCUGGGUUUCGAUGUGUCUGUCUAUAACGACUGCUCUUGUGCCAAGAUGCAAGAUCUGCUGAAAAAAGCUUCUGAAGAGGACCACAGAAAUUCAGCCUGCUUCGCCUGCAUCUUAUUAAGUCAUGGAGAAGAAAAUUUAAUUUAUGGAACAGAUGGCAAGACAGCAAUAAAGGACUUGACAGCCCAUUUUAGGGGGGAUCGAUGCAAAACCCUGUUAGAGAAACCCAAACUCUUCUUCAUUCAGGCUUGCCGGGGAACAGAGCUUGAUGACGGGAUCCAGGCUGACUCAGGACCUAUCAAUGACACAGAUGCCAAUCCCCGAUACAAGAUCCCAGUUGAAGCCGAUUUUCUCUUUGCCUAUUCCACAGUUCCAGGCUAUUAUUCAUGGAGGAACCCAGGGAGUGGCUCCUGGUUUGUGCAGGCCCUCUGCUCCAUCCUAAAUGAGCACGGGAAGAGCCUGGAGAUCUUGCAGAUCCUCACCAGGGUGAAUGACAGGGUGGCCAGGCACUUUGAAUCCCAGUCUGAUGACCCACGCUUCCACGAGAAGAAGCAAAUCCCAUGUGUGGUCUCCAUGCUCACCAAGGAACUCUACUUCUGAAGAUAACCAUUCCAGGGGUGCAUUCCAGCUGAGAAGCUACAAAUCAUUUGUUGAUGAAUCAGAAAUUUUUUUUGUAAUGCUCUCAAAAGAUCCAGAAAUUCUAUAAGAUUUUAAUUUCAGGAAAAUUAUUGAUUCAAUGGGAAAGAAACUGGUGCUGUCUUAAGGUCUCUGAAUUUUCAGAGACUUUUUUUUUACAUUGUUAACUGUUUGAUGACUUUUUCUCUCACGACUCAUUUUCUGUUUGUCUUUCUCCUUGUUGUCGCACUUAGUACAUACAACAAAAAUGACCUCUGCAGAUGACUUUUGACUGUGUCCACCGUGACUGGUGGUGACUUUGGUAGACUGUCAGAGUCAUAUUCGUACCUGGCAAAGAGAGUCCUUGACAAAAAACAGCCAAAGGGAUG